GCGCCUCUCUCAGUCGUUACUUCCGCUCUUCAAGAUAGCUGCAGGGGUCUCCCCCAUUUUUCUCAGUAGGCGGCGGCGGCGGUUUGAGAUGUUCGGCCUCAAGAGAAACGCAGUGAUCGGACUCAACCUCUACUGUGGGGGGGCCGGAUUGGGACCGGAUAGCGGCAGCGGCGCCUCCGCUCCGGGAAGGCGGCUUUUGGCUGCAGGAAAGGAGGCCACGGCCGGGCGAGAGGUAGGGGGAGGGGAAGCCGGCGAGGUGAUUGGCGGAAGCGCCGGCCCGAGCCCCCCGGCCACUCUCGCGCCCGACGCCCGGAGGGUCGCGCGGCCCUCGCCCAUUGGCGCCGAGGGCCCCGACGUCACCGCGACCCGCGCCAGGCUGCUGUUCUUCGCGCCCACCCGCCGCGCCUCGCCGCCCGAAGAGAUGGAAUCCUCGGUCUCCGACGCCAUCAUGUCGCCCGAAGAGGAGCUGGACGGGUGCGAGCCGGAGCCUCUAGGGAAGCGGCCGUCCGUCCUGCCUUUGCUGGAAUUGGUCGGCGAGGCCAGUAACAGCCCGGGCAAGGACGGCUCACUCCCCUCGACGCCGCCCCCAGCAGAGGAGGAGGAGGACGAGUUGUACCGGCAGUCCCUGGAGAUUAUCUCUCGAUACCUCCGGGAGCAGGCAACCGGCACCAAGGACGCGAAGCCACUGGGCGGGUCUGGGGCCGCCAGCCGGAAAGCGUUAGAGACCCUGCGACGGGUCGGGGACGGUGUGCAACGGAACCACGAGACGGCCUUCCAAGGCAUGCUUCGGAAACUGGACAUCAAAAACGAAGACGAUGUCAAAUCUUUGUCUCGAGUGAUGGUCCAUGUUUUCAGUGACGGAGUAACAAACUGGGGCAGGAUUGUGACUCUCAUUUCUUUUGGUGCCUUUGUGGCCAAACACUUGAAGAGUAUAAACCAAGAAAGCUGCAUCGAACCAUUAGCAGAAAGCAUCACAGAUGUUCUCGUAAGGACAAAACGAGACUGGCUAGUCAAACAAAGAGGCUGGGAUGGGUUUGUGGACUUCUUCCAUGUAGAGGACCUAGAAGGCGGCAUCAGAAAUGUGCUGCUGGCUUUUGCAGGUGUUGCCGGAGUAGGAGCUGGUUUGGCGUAUCUAAUAAGAUAGCCUUUUAAGUGCAAUAAUUGACUCUUAACCAACUCCAGCCACCAAAACCACAUACGCCUGCUGUGAAAUCAGAUGUAUUUAUGAAGUUGGACUUCAAGCUGUGCAGGCCAUAACCUCCAGGAGUUCUACUCCAGCAACGGAGAAAAGCAAGCGGCAGGAGGCUUAUGGCUAACAGGAAUAAAUACAUGGGAAAAGUAGUCCCUCUUGAAGAGUCACUGUCUGAAAGAAGCAGAAUUCUGUUUCAGCAACAGGCAAACUUUGGGAGGCCACGGAGGAGGACUUUUAGAUUUAGUGAAGACGGUAGGGUGGAGAGACUUUAAUUACCUUGCCUAGAACAGGAAAGUGGCCAGUAGCCAGGCUAGUCAUAGAGUUCAUUAAAUAUGCCCACUGAAUCCAUUAACUUCUAUAGUGUUAAAAUAGAAGCACUAACAAUGCCAGCGUCAUGUGUAAAAUGGAUUUUAAGCUACAAGUAAUAGAACCUAUGACUAGAAGCCUCAACACUGUACAACAGAGUGUGAAGGGAAGCUUUAUCCUCUGUAAUUAGCUUUCCUAGAUGUGCUUCUUGAAUAGAAAGUCCAAUGCUCAGGAUGUUUAUACCUGUUCUACUUUGGCUUGGUUUGAGUGAUUCCUAGUUUAUUAGCCUAGUGUCAUGGCCAAGAAUACUUGACUUAAGGCUCAAUUACAAAUCUGGAAUAUUCUGUUUUUAAGACAAAAACUUGUAAUCGUCUGUAAAAAUUGUAUAUAUUUUUACAGAACAUCUGUUUGAAAUGUAAAGGGAGAAAAGUCUGAAAUUACAUUAGUUUUUUCACACCCUUUUGAAAUUUACAACUUCUGUAGUUAGGAACCUGUUUCUUAUAGCUUUUUCUAUUCUAAAUUUUGUGCUAGUCAGUCCUAGAUUGUAUACAGAACCAACUGAUGUAAUUGUAUGCAACCUGGUUGUAGUACAACAAUUCUGAUUCAUAACUAUGCAGGCUUUAAUUUUCCUAUCUGAUUUUGGUAAGUAUUUGUUAAAUACCUGUUUGGGGGUUUUUUUGGUUUUUUUUUUAACCUGGGGCUGAGAAAUUGAGGAAUGGAAAUUAAUCCUUUCACUUUGUUACAUGUGGGUUUUCAAUAAUUGAGUCAAGGUUUUAAGGAUUUAUUGGGGGGGCGGGGCACACAGGCUGAUGACUUGGAAAUAAUGGGCUCUGAUUGGGCAACUACUCAUUUGAGUUCCUUCCAUUUGUCUUAAUUUAACUGGUGAAAUUUUAACUGAGUUCAUGAGCUCAUCUUCAAAGCUUUUGCUGAAAGAUUUUCAGCUGUUCCAAAUGGGACUUAUUAGGAGUAUGUAUAAAAAGAGCACAUUGGGUGGAUGAGAGACAUUUGAUCCCUUGUUAAUAAAUUGUACAAUGAUGGCUUGGAAAAACAGGCUAUAAUCUAACCAUGGUGCUAUUACUAGGCUUGCUUGUUAAACACAGGUCUAAGCCUAGUGAGUUAAUAAAACAAAUACUUAUUUCAUUUCUAUUAAUGAUUCUCAAACUUUGUUUCAGAUUUUUGCAUUGGCAUCUCUAUGGACUUCAGACUUGAUGUUUUAUCAAACUUACUGUUUAUUUCCUAUCCUUCCUUGAAAUAUUUGCUGCUUAUUCGGCUCCCUCUACAGAUAUUUAUAGUUCCUACAAAUUUACCUUGCCAUCCCUGAACUCUUACUAGCCCUUUUAGUUUUUGGCACUAGGAACCUAAGUGACCGCCCAAGGAGUCCACAGACCUUCAUCCUUCUUGAAUUUUAUCCUUAGGAGGUGGCAGUACAAUGGGUGCUGACAGUAACAGUGACGAGGUGAGAAGAGUCCCUUUUCCUUGGACUAGUAUCUUAUUGGUUGUUGCUUAAUCCUGUCUUUGGGGAGAAAUUUUCAAAAUCCCCUUAGGGAUUUUCAGAGGAAGGGAUGAUAUCUUAGGUGACUUUCUCUAGCUUCUUUUGCAUUUGAAUAUGCUCCCUUAAAAUUAUAGAAAUUGAUGGGCUCUGUUAAACCUCAGAGUUAUAUAAAAGCUACUAGUAAACUGGAGAAAACUUUUAUAGUGGAACCAGGGUCAUUUUGAAACCUUUAGCUUCUGAAUGUGACCUUUAGUAUGUGGACUCCAGACAAAAAUAGGCAUGAAUAAAAUGACUAAGAAUGUAAUUAGGGAACAAUUGCCCUGCCCGCCCAUCUCCAAGCCUUAAGGUCAUCUAGCUAGAGCUAUUUUUAUCUGUGUAUUUAUCAUUCUUGAUCAUAAACCACUUAUUUAUAUCAUGUCUAUCUCUAAGGACCUAAAAGCACUUUAUAUAGUUAAUUAAUCUUAAGAUCUAGUUAAGGUGACUAAAAAGGCCUGUCUCCCCAUAGCCAGUUAUGGAAAUAAGCACAGAGCUGUAGCUUGAUGGAGUUUAGGGGCCCCACUUCCCAAUUUACUAGGUGUGACUGCUGAAAUAUAGAUGAGAAUCUUCAGUUGCUAUUUUGGGUCAGAGGCUGUGAGGGCUUAGGGAGCCCAAGUGCUUCGGGGCAGGGUGGGUGAUUCUGUAGGGAGAAGAGGCACAUGUUUUAAGUGCUGACUAGCUGCAUAGUUCAGGCAAAUCUUCCAAAAUAGAAAGAGAGGGGCUGCCUGGAAAGAUGGCUCUCUCAGCAACUUCUGUCUGUCUGAUGCUUCUCUCAGGGAAAACCCUGCAGUCCUCUAGUGUCGUCUAUGUACAUUCUGUUGGGGGUGAACACCUUGGUUCUGGUUAAAACAGCUAAUGCUGUUGACAUCUGUGCCAGGAAGGGUUAGGACCAACUACAAACUAAUGUGGGCUGUAAAAUGUAGUGUGUUUCCCUAACUUCCUGUUUUUCCUGAGACGAAAAUAAUAAAUCUUUUAUUCAAAUGCAAGGUGUGGUACGGGUGUUUUCUAAUCAAUGCCUGUUUUCCUUCCCCCUCUUAGGCAAGCAUCUGAGGGAAGUUAGCUGAACAAACAGGUAUAGGUGAAUUAACCAGCAAAAGCCCCAUAAAACUGAUUUGCCUUAGAGCAAAGGUCAGUUCCAUUCAGAAUAACCCCUUCUUUCAUUCAAAUUAGAGCUGUUGGGCUUUUUUUAAAAUAUUUUUUUGGCCACGCCGCACGGCAUGUGGGAUCUUAGUUCCCUGACCAGGAAUCAAACCUGCACCCCCUGCAUUGGAAGCGCAGUCUUCACCACUGGACCAGCAGGGAAGUCCCGGGCUUUUAAUUACAUGUAUUACUGUUGUACUUUGGAGUAGUUCAAAAGUACAGCAGUAUAUUUUAAUACAAAAAUCAUAAUCCCCAUCCCCAUUUCUUUUAGUCACCAAAUGUUGGUAUAACUUGGGGGUAAGAGGGUUCACUACAACAGUUAUUGUAUCUCCCUAUCUCACUCAACCUUUUGAGGUGAGUAAAGGAGCUAGAAGAAUUAACACCCAAAGUUAAGUUUCCAUAAGGUUGUUGGUACUAAUCUUUAAGUGCCUUUCCCCUUUCCUCCCAAAAAGGAGGUGAGAAUAAGCAAGUCAAUUUCAGAAGCCCUAUCCUGUCUUUAUUUUCAGCUACCUUGAAAGGGAGGGGAAUCACCAUGGAAAUGUGCAAAUAUGAGGUUUGCAUAUUGGUUUUAAGCCCUGAGCACCAAAUGCUAAUCAUGCAAACAGGAUUCUGCGCUUUUCCCCCUUCAGGUUUUGUGCAUUUCUGUUUGGCAGCCCCUCUUUUUCUGGAGCCUAACUACCAGAAGAUGGCAGUUUUUUCUCAUUACAAAGAAAGCUGUUUCGUACAAAUGAACUCCCGAACAGGUGUGGAGGGAGAGUAGCACAAGACAGGAGCGCCCAAAUCGUGGUCAGAGUCAAGUUCUGCUGUGCAAAUACUAUUGCUCCCAUUGCUCUGUUGUGAUGUGAAGCUAUUUCUGUGGCAAUAUUCCUUAGUUUAACACCUUAAAAACUUGGGUCAAAUGGUAACCAGUAACAUGAGUCACUGAGGGAGUCAAAAUAAUCAACACUUCCCCUCAUUUGACACAACCAGACUUUUUCUUUCAGUUCCUGUUUUGCUACUUUAGUGCUAGCUCUUGCUUCAGACUGUUUCAGAACAUUUUUCUUAAAGCAGUUGUGACAGCUGGAGGGUUUUACCAAAGUUAAAGUGAAAUAAUUUGUACAACUGGUGUGUAGCACGGCUCCAGCCAGAUGCCCAGAGCACAGGCCAUUAAUUCCUGGAGUUCAAGAUGAUCAGCUGAGUCUGUCUUAAUUUAUCCUAGUUCUUUUUGGCCCCACUUUUUCAAUGAUUACAGAGCUUUGUCUUCUGGAACCCUCCCACACUCUUUAAAGGCUUCUCAGUUUCAAGAUUUGAAAGCUUAACUCUGUCCCUCUUCUUUAGUUUCAAAGUUGUUACAGUGUUAUCUUAGUUAUGUGAAGCAUGUGGAAAGUUGGGAGUUGGGAAUCUGCCUGCAGGCGGAUGUAACAGACCUCUCAGGGAAUUCUGUUCUUUACUAAUGAUUCUUGUGAGGUUAAAAAAAAAAAAAAAAAAAAUAGGGCAGGCUUUUGUUCUCACGCUAUACCUGGUCUUUCUUUUGCAGUUCCUUUCUUUACCUGCAUAGAAUAAUAGUUCUUGACUGUUGGGAAAUGUGUUUGGGCCAAGAAUACUACUCUGGAUUUUACCCCUUCCAAGUAUCCAUUUCCAUGGCUUGUCUCUGCCGUUGGGUUUCUGUAUUCUUACCCACUUUGCCUUCUCUCCUCUUCCCCUGUUCAGGGGUUACUUUAGUUUAUUAAGAGUGUUUCAAUACUUCAAUGAACUGGGACAUUUAAUGAGCUCAAGGCAGCCAAAUGUUUGUUGAGUUUCUUCAUUUGUCCAUUACCUGGCAGGGGACUGCUUACUAUGCACCAUGCACUUCUGGAUGCUGGAGUUAUGAAAAGACUAAUUCUUACCCUCAACGCAAUCAAAAAAGACUAGGGUGGAGUGGGAGGUUGGGGUUAGCAGAUGUAAGCUUUUAUGUAUAGAAUGGAAAAAAACAACAACCAGGGAACACUCAAAGAAACAUGACGACUAAAUGCAGGGUGAUCUUUGAUUGGAUCCUGGAUGAAAAAAGCUAUAAAGGACUUGGGAACAAUUGGGAAAAUUUUAAUAUGGGCAAUAUGUUAGUACUGUAUCAAUGUUAAAUUUCUUGAGUGUGUUAAUUAUAUUGUGGUUAUAUAAGAAAAUGUCCUCGUUUUUAGGAAAUACAUCUGAAGAAUUUAAGCAUAACAAAUCCAUGGAAAGAAAGCAAUUGUAGCACAAAGUUAAAGCUCACAGUCUAAUAGGAGUGAUAACAGACAAAAAUAAUUAGGAUACAGUACACAAAAUACUAUAAUAAAGAUAUUAUAGGACAAGGGGUGGGACAACUUCUGGAAGUAGAAGGUGGUCAAGAAGGCUUCAAAAUAAACAUUUGAGGUUGGACCUUAACAUGAGUAGGAAACAUGCACAAAAGCAUGGAGCUGAGAAGGAACCUCUGGUGGGGGGGUAGGAGAAGGGGGAGAUGUGUAGAUAAUCUUUUUUCUUCUCAUUUCAUCUUCCCUCCCUGCCUUCCUUCCCCUUCACCAUACAUGGCCAGUGAAGGUAGUAUCUCUUCAGUUUCUUCCAUUUAGGGCCUUAUAUAAAAGUAUUGGAAAACACUGGUAGGAAAAAAAAGAUGUCUCUUUGGUCGUAGAAGUCUGAAUUUGGUAUAAAUACAGCUGGGUGGACUGUUUAUUUGGGAAGUAAAGAAGAUAGACUGUAUUGGCCGUUUCCUCUGUCUUGUUAAAGUGGUAGCCCUGAACACACACAACUUAAGGAUCAUAGCCAUCACUGGAUCCUGGUGUAGGAGCUGGCAUUGGCAGACCUGCUUUGAAUAAAGAUGUCUUAAGAGCAUCACCUAAGUUCGCUCACACAUCUCACCAGCCAUCUUCACCCACCCAAGUUCACAUAGUCAGGGAAAGGAACCAGGUUUUUGAACAUGGACCCGAGACUGCUAUGCUCUCUGCAGAACAGAAUUUAAUAAAGAACAGCCCCCAAAAGUUAUUUAACUGGACCCUAAGAUACUGAAUGAUGGCUCCACUCUCCCUAAUCCUGUUCCCGUGGGAGACUCAAUUACAGCUAUUCGCAUCCUGGUUCAAAAAACUAGUUUGCUCUGACUGCCCAGACUUCCCCACAGGCUGCAUUCUUGCCCAUGAGCUCAUUGUUUUGGCUUCUCUGCCUGUAUAAGUCCACAGACAGGGCCUGAAGUCUCAGUCCCAGCCCCCUAGCUAGCUGGGGCUGCAUUCCAUUCAGAAUUUCACCACCCCCACUUGGUCUCCCCUCCCCCCACCCUCUGUGGUCACAUGUGUAUGUUUAUUGACGUUAUUCUGGAACAAGGUGUGCGGGGGAAAGAGCCAAGGAAGCAGACAAGGAAAAGAGUAUUUAACUGUUGGGUUUCUACCUGAAUUAGAUGAGUUUUCUACUUUAUUUUGAUUAAGAAACGCCUUCAAUUCCGUGCCCCUAAAAACAGUUCGUUUUCUAGUCUAAUAGGAGGAGCUGGUUUCAGAAAUUUUACUACACAUUUCGUAGACACCCCUACAGGGCUGGUAUGACUCAGGUGUUCAGAUUUGGGGUCGGGGGGGAGGUAGGGGUUUUCCCUAAGAAACAUUGGUUUCAUAAACAUUUUAUUCCUGAAUCUCUGCCCAGAUCUUUCAUGCAUUCCAUCCUCAGUUCACACCUCUAUUCCUGAGGUUGCCUGGAGUGGUUCCCACCCAUCUCUAGACCCUGAACGCCCAGAUCUAAGGUAAGGUGGGGCCCACUUUGGCCGAAGCGCUAUGGGAAGGGCAUUUUGCUUACUUGUAAAGCUUUGGGUUAAUACUGUAUGCCCAGUGUACGCCUUUCCUGUCUCUCCUCUUCAUCAUACCAAAAAAAAAAAAAAAAACCCAAAAACAAAACUGCAGACUGUGACUGUGGGAGGUGAUUUUUUCAUUUCUCAGAAAUCCUCCGUGAGGCAAAGUAGAGAAACAGAAAGAGGGAAACAACUUCGUGUCGAAAUGAAAUGAGGUUGUCUGUGUGUGUUUUGAAAUGAGGUGGCUUGUUUUCAGCUUUAAGGAACAACAGCUGUACAGAGGAGCUUGGUAAUGGUGGGGGAGUGGUUGGUUACCUGCUUCUUUGCCUCUUUCUCUCACUUCAAAGUUUGAUAGUUGGGGUCAGGUCUGAAGCAGGAUAGAGGUUCUGUAUCUUCCUUUCCCCCCUCAUGAAGCAUGAUGGAUAGAUAUGUCAAUCCAUCAUGGUACUAUUGAGUGAAAGAAAACCUCUAAUACAAAAGAAGGACUUGGUAAGCAAUCCCAGAAAUAGGUUAUUUUAAAAAGAAAUGCAGCUGCAUUGCUUUUAAGUCCAGAACAUAUUAAUACACAACUUUGAUAAAGUUUGUUCUAGGGAAAAAAACUGUGACUCAAUUAGUAAUAUAUAAGCGUAUGUUUGUAUGACAGUGUGUGUACCUUACACAAAGACCAUGUAUAUUUAUUUUAAUUAUUUCCUGGGGCCUAAACACUGAAUAUGUUUGAAAGGAUUUUUAAUUCCUUGAAACUGUGAGUUGAAAAAUGAAAUUUAGACAGGAUUUUCCUAAAAUGCAGAGAAGUCACGAAAGACGUUUGAAAACAACAAAAACACUUGAUCCCAUCCCACUUCCAGAUCACUGUGGCCCAAAGAACUCAGUAUUUUGAUAAAGGGUGCUCUGUGGGAAUGAAAUUGAAUAGCAGAUCAAAGGAAUUAGAAUUUAAAAAGUUAAAAGACUAGACUUAAUUUUCUCCCCUGUAAACUGGAUUUAAUUGUCUUCCCCCAUCUUAUUAUUGAGAAGAUUCAAAGAGAGAAUAUAUACAAAUGCUUUACCUUAAAGCACUAAACAAAGUGCUUUAAGGAAUUUCGGGAAACGUCCCUUAAGGAUUUACUCUAUCAGCCAUGUCCAAGUCAUUGAAUUCCCAGGGAGAAACCACUAAGAAGCCGAUGUCAAUAGAUAGGAUGUUAAAUUAAAAGGGUCUACAGCUGUAUUUUGAAGCAGAGGGGACACAAACAGGACUUUCCACAGCUGGGCAUUGUGGGAGUUCAACCAGAUGGAAGAAAUCCCAGGGGUAAGUAAACUCCCUGCCAGCCAAAUCUGCCCUAUUGCCUGUUUCUGUAUGGCUCAAAAGCUAAGAAUGGUUUUUGCAUUUUUAAAUGGUUGAAAAAAGAUAUUUGGUGACACCUUAAAGUUAUGUGAAAUUAAGAUUUCAGUGUCAUAAAUAAAGUUUGUUUGGAACACA
Molecule: messenger RNA, 9376 nt
Organism: Lagenorhynchus albirostris (white-beaked dolphin)
Lineage: Eukaryota; Metazoa; Chordata; Mammalia; Artiodactyla; Delphinidae
Gene: MCL1
Product: MCL1 apoptosis regulator, BCL2 family member
Exons: 3
Coding region: 89-1144 (351 amino acids)
Biological process (GO): positive regulation of apoptotic process; mitochondrial fusion; release of cytochrome c from mitochondria
Cellular component (GO): mitochondrial outer membrane
Molecular function (GO): channel activity; protein homodimerization activity; protein heterodimerization activity
Source: RefSeq, a predicted model, not a curated record